This is a messenger RNA of Mesocricetus auratus (golden hamster), 1061 nucleotides long. It is a transcript of the gene Cd7, whose product is annotated as CD7 molecule. Gene Ontology annotation, molecular function: signaling receptor activity. Lineage: Eukaryota; Metazoa; Chordata; Mammalia; Rodentia; Cricetidae. Gene Ontology annotation, cellular component: membrane. Gene Ontology annotation, biological process: adaptive immune response. The coding region runs from base 92 to 775 and encodes 227 amino acids. The transcript is spliced from 4 exons. The record is from RefSeq and is a predicted model, not a curated record.
GGGCUUUUGGGGGUGCCUCUGUCCCAGGGCUCAGUAAUGUGUAGCAGCCAGAGAGUGGCUGAUCUGAUUCCGGUCGGCUCAUCUGGGCAGCAUGGCUCAUGAGGCUUUGCUGGCCCUGCUACUUACACUGGCCAGAGUCCUACCUGGACCCCUGGAUGCCCAAGAGAUGCAACACCCACCUCACCAAGUCCUGUUCGCCUCUGAGGGGGACUCCAUCAACAUCACCUGCUCUACAAAUCGAUUCUUGUCGGGGAUCUACCUGAGGCAGAACUGGCCUCAGGUUUCCGAAGUGACUUACUUUGAAGACGGGAAGGAGUCCACGGUAGACAAGCGUUUCUCGGGCCGAAUUGACUUCUCGGGUUCCCAGAGCAACCUGACCAUCACCAUGCGCCUCCUCAGGCAGGAAAACACUGGAAUCUAUACCUGCAGUGCCGUCCCAGAAAGCAAAAGAGAUGGCUUGUCCACCAUGGUUGUGGUGACAGAAAAACUGUCCCAAGAAGCAUGCAAAACCCAGGAACCUCGGGGGACAUCAGUUUUCCUCCCAGCUGCCCUGGCUGUAGGCUUCUUCCUCCUUGGGCUAGUCCUUGGGGUGCUAUGCCCACUGAGGAAAAUACAGAUCAAGGGACUGUGUGCCUCGAGGGAUAAGGACUCGCGGUGCGUGGUGUAUGAGGACAUGUCCUGCAGCAAGCGCAAGACUCCAUGCACCCCCAACCAGUACCACGAGGCCCUCUACCCACACACAGCCCCCCAUGCCUUGUUUCAGCAGGGAUCAUAGUGGUCCUGCUGACCCGCCCAGCCAACUUCCCCCCAGGACACUUCUUGUGCCAUUCAAGAGGCCCCUUGGUGCUUCUGGGUGAAUGGGACUCCUCCUCUGUAAAAGUUUCCUAACGGGGCUCUGCAAUUUGUCCCCCACCCUAGCCAGGUAGCCCUGAUCAUGUUGCCAUCAGGGAAAAAAAAAGCUUGGGGGGGAGGAGGGGGAAUGUGUUACCUGCCUUGGAGAAGCUUGGCCAGAAGAAAUAAACAAACAAAUAAAGCCCUUGUGGGGUUCUUUUUUUAUUGUU